This is a messenger RNA of Plutella xylostella (diamondback moth), 2568 nucleotides long. NCBI's taxonomy places the organism in Eukaryota, Metazoa, Arthropoda, Insecta, Lepidoptera, Plutellidae. The record is from RefSeq and is a predicted model, not a curated record.
UCUGUGGUCCUUCUUCUGUCAAAUUCUAAAAUCAGUUUGUGAUUAUUUUGCUGAGUUUAAUAAUUUCAACUGAAUUCAACCUUUCCGUGUAUUAUUUGUAUUGUUAACGAGUGAACUAUGUAUUACAGAUGAUAAGCGAGUAAGCAUAAGAUAUUGGUGUUAGUGAUUGUGCAACAUGUUUGCUCAUUAGUGGAAUAAGUUGGACGAUCAUUUCUUGUUUGUCAAGAAGCAUUCAACAUGGAAAACAACGGGGAUACGGACCGGGGAAGCAUGCUAGUCCGCUGCGCAUCUCAAUCGUCCCUCGACGAGUCGUCCCAGCGGGUCGGCAGCCGCGCCCCCCGCGCCCCCCACGCCGCAGACUCGGGGGACGACCACGCGGGCAAGCUACUCGGGGCCCUGGCGGCUCUGAGGAGGGACAGGGCGCUGUGUGAUGUGCUGCUGUGUGCCAGGGAUGGAGACAUGGUGGGGCAGGUCAAGGUUGCUGAGAUGGGGGAUAGAACAAUGCCAGAAUCCGAAUCAGAGUCAGCAAAUAAAGAAAGUGAAGACACCGAAAGCAAGACAUCAACCGUAACUGGCACCGCCAACCUCUGCGAGACAAUCACUGAGCAGAACGAACAGAACGAACGAGCAGACGACCGGAGCGAAGAGGAGCAGCAGAGCGAAUCAAGCAAUACCGAAGAGGCAGCUGAAGCGAAACAGAGCGAAGCUGUUAGAGCCGAGGGUAGCGAAUGUUUGAGGAAUAGAGUCGAGAGGAGCGAAGUGUUGAGAUGCAAUAGCGAGUGCAGUGGAGACUCGGCGAUUGCCGUGCCAGCUCACCGGGCCGUGUUAGCCGCUUGCUCGCCGUACUUCAGAGCUAUGUUCACACAGUUUGAUGAGAAAACCAUGCACACUAUUACUAUACAGAACGUCGAUCCACAAGCAUUGGAGAUGAUCGUCGAAUAUAUUUACAACCCUGAAUCUCUCUGCAUUACCGAAGAUAAUGUUCAGGCACUUCUAUCAGCCUCCUCCCUACUCCAAGUCUCCGGGGUGCGUCAAGCCUGCUGUUCCUUCCUCGCCUCCGCCCUAACCGCCGAAAACGCCCUCGGAAUCCGUGCCUUCGCCGACCUCCACGCCUGCACUGACCUCGCCCAACUAGCUCUCCGCUACAUUGAGCGACACUUCUUAGAGAUCGUGCAACACGAUGAGUUCUUAACUCUAGAUGUGAAUAACCUCUGUGAAAUACUCUCGAGUGAUUCUCUAUGUACUGGGGGGGUAUGUGGGGGGCCGGCGGGGGGUGCGGGGGGCGAGGAGGCGGUUUUAGACGCGGCGCUGCGCUGGGUGAGACAUGAUGAGAGGGAGAGGCUGGGGUAUCUGGCAGACGUGCUGGAACAAGUCAGACUGCCGUUGUUGCCUCAUGAGGUGCUAGUAGCGCGGGCGCAGCAGCCGCCGCUGCGGCAGGGUGCCGUCGCCGUGAAGGACCUCAUCAUCGAGGCGCUGAGCUUCCACUUGCUGAGACCCUCGCGCCGCCCCCCCGCGCGCCGCCACCGCCCCCGCGCCGCCCCACAGGCGCCACAGCUGCUGCUGGUGGUGGGCGGGCAGGCCCCGAAGGCGAUCCGCGAGGUGGAGGCGUAUGAGCUGGACACCGGGCGCUGGCUGCCGUGCCGCCCGCUGCUCAGCCGCAGAUGUCGCGCCGGCCUCGCACUUCUAGAUGGAAAGGUGUACGCUGUAGGCGGCUUCAACGGCACCCUGCGCGUGCGCUCCGUGGACAUCUACGACCCGGCCCGAGACACGUGGUCCUGCGGGCCCCCGCUGUGCGCCCGCCGGUCCACCCUCGGAGUCUGUGCUCUAGGGGGGAAGCUCUAUGCCGUGGGUGGCUUCGACGGCGCGACGGGCCUCUGUUCCGCGGAAGUCUUCGACCCGGCAGUGGGGGCGUGGCGAGCCGCCGCCGACAUGCGCACGCGCCGCUCGUCCGUAGGAGUAGCGGCUUUGGAGGGGAGGGUUUACGCCGUGGGGGGGUACGACGGGGCUAAUAGACAGUGCCUGAAUACUGUUGAACGCUACGACCCCGCGACAGACCGCUGGGAGCCAGUCGAGAGCAUGUCGGCGCGGCGCUCGGGGGCCGGCGUGGGGGUCUGCGGGGGCGCGCUGUGGGCGCUGGGGGGGCACGACGGGCCCGCGGUGCGCCGCUCCGUCGAGCGGUACUGCCCCGGCACGGGCUGGUCGGCGGCGCCGCCCAUGCUGAGCGCGCGGCGCAACGCGGCCGUGCUAACACACGGCGGGAAGAUCUACGUCGUGGGCGGGGACGAUGGAGCCACCAAUCUGAAUACUGUUGAGGUAUUCGACCCAGAAACAGAACAGUGGACGGAGCUAGAGGCGCGCAUGUCGACUGGACGCUCUUACGCCGGAGUCGCGCUCAUAGAGCGGCCCAACUGAUGCCACGCCCCCCCGCGCCGCUUCCCCUCCUACGCCAACCUGCCGCCCGACUCGCCGACAUCGCACAUCUACUCCGUGAUCGAGGGCGCGGGGGCAGGGGCGGGGGCGCGGGGGGCGGGGUGCGGGGGCGGCUCGCAGACGCUCGAGUUCAACCAG